AUGCUUAGUUUGGGAGUUGUGUCACCUUCACAGUCAGCUUGGAACUCAACUGUAGUAAUGGUUCAGAAGCCAAAUGGGGACCUAAGGCUUUGUCUAGAUUGUAGAAAAUUAAAUGCAGUUUCCAAACCCGAUGCGUAUCCUCUCCCGUAUAUAAGCAGCAUAUUGGACCAGCUCCGCGACGCGAAAUACCUAACGUCAAUAGAUCUUUCCGCUGCGUAUUGGCAAAUACCCUAUGAUAGCGAGCAAUCAGCUGAUAAGACCGCGUUCACAGUGCCACGUAGGGGGUUAUUUAGAUUCAAUGUAAUGUCGUUUGGCCUUGUUUCCGCGUCAAGCACAAUGCAGAGAUUAAUGGAUAGGCUAUUUGGUCCCGAAUUUAACAACAAAGUAUUCUGUUUCCAAGACGACAUAAUCAUAAUAUCCAGCACUUUCUCAGAACAUGUGCAGCUCUUGCAUAAGGUCUACGCAAAAUUCAAGGACGCAAACUUGACUAUAAACAUGGAUAAGUCUAUCUUUUGCCGUAGAGAACUUAAGUACUUGGGAUAUUUAGUUGAAAAACAUGGACUUAGAACUGAUCCGGGAAAGGUAGACAUUAUAUUGAAUUAUCCAACUCCAACUUCCGCUAAAGAGGUUAAAAGGUUUCUAGGCAUGGCAGGCUGGUACAGGAGGUUCAUUAACAAUUUUUCGAAAAUUAGUAAACCGUUGAAUAAAUUAACUAGCAAAAAUGUCCGCUUUGAAUGGACUACGGAGGCAGAUGAGUCAUUUAACCACUUAAAAACCGCUUUAGUGUCUGCUCCGAUACUUAAAUGUCCAAACUUUGAUUUGCCUUUUUCUAUCCAUUGUGACGCUUCCUCAGUGGCUGUGGGCGGAGUCUUAACCCAGACUUAUGACGGGGUAGAACAUCCCAUAGCAUACUGCAGUCGGUCUCUUGCCAAAAAUGAAAUUAAUUUUUCCACAUCGGAGAGAGAACUUAUGGCCGUGAUUUACGCAUUAGAGCAAUUUAGAUCUUAUGUAGAAGGUACAAAGUGUAAAAUAAUAACCGACCACGCCUCGUUAUUAUGGUUUUAUAAAUUAAAUAACCCAUCAGGUCGCUUAGCCAGGUGGAGCAUGCGAUUGAGUCAAUUUGAUUUCGAAAUAGAACACAGAAAAGGUAAAUUAAAUGUUAUUCCAGACGCACUAAGUAGGAUUCAAGUUGAUGCAAUCGCUACGCCAGCAACCAGUGAUGCGUGGUAUAGACAUGUAUACGAAGAUUGUCAGGCCAACCCUCGCAAAUAUCCCCACUUCAUGGUAAAAGACGAUAGAUUGCUUAGGUACUCUAAAAAUAAAUAUGAGUUAACGAAUGAGUUUAAUUGGAAGUUAGUGGUACCCGAGGAAGACAGGUUAGAUAUUUUAAAGAAAUGUCAUGAUGAACCAGUUAAACUCCAUCUUGGUAUCUUCAAGACAUUCAAGAAAAUAUCUUUAAAAUACUAUUGGCCUGGUAUGUUUAAGGAUAUUGCCAAUUUAAUCUCAACUUGUGAAACCUGCUUAACCUACAAACACCCUAAUCAUUCUCCCUAUGGUCUUAUGGGUAAACCUAAACUUUGCUCCAGACCUUUUCAAACUAUAUCCUUAGAUCUUAUGGGUCCAUUGCCUAUGACUCGAAGACGAAAUCAGUAUAUUCUAGUAAUUAACUGCAAUUUUACUAAAUUUACUAUGAUUUUUCCCCUUAAACGUGCUACUUCAGCUAAUAUUAUUAAUGUUUUGGAAAAUUCAGUUUUUCUAGUUCAUGGCAUUCCUCAAACUAUUAUAAUGGACAAUGCUGUUCAAUUUCAGUCGCGAGAAUUCCACUCAUUCUUAAAUUCUUAUAACGUUCCUUUUAUUUUUCACACAGCUUUAUAUUGUCCUCAGGUUAAUCCUACGGAGAAGUUUAAUAGUACAAUUAUUACAGCUCUAGCAUCUCUAGUAGGAGACGAUCAUAGAUCAUGGGACAACCAUCUUACUAAAAUUCAGUACGCAAUGAACAGCGCUAAAAAUGUAGCUACUGGCUUUACUCCAAACUUUUUAGUCUUUGGUAGGGAAACAAUACCUUGUGGUUCCUUCUAUACUCCAACUCAGAACCUCGAGGAAUUAAUAUUUAUGCCUCGCGAUAUUUACGCGUCUAAUGCUGGUCUCCUCUCAUCUAUCUUUCACAAAGUUCAAACUAAACUUUACAUAGCGCACGCUAAAAAUAGCGCUCGCUAUGAUCUUCGCCGGGCUUUUAAAGAAUUUAAUGUGGGAGAUACUGUUUGGCGUAAAAAUCAUUGUUACGUCCUACGGUUGCUCCCUUAA
This is a messenger RNA of Parnassius mnemosyne (clouded apollo), 2304 nucleotides long. Lineage: Eukaryota; Metazoa; Arthropoda; Insecta; Lepidoptera; Papilionidae. The record is from the annotation of a GenBank genome assembly.